ACUAUCAGACCAGGUCCGGGGACUGGGGCUUCCUCAACGGCCUUGUUAGCAUUCUGCUGAUGAGAACAGCCUCAAGUUGAGGAAAUUGUGGCUGGAGCCUGAGAGCGAGGCAGUUCUGCUCCCCGUCACCCUCCUGCUGAUGGGUAGCUGCUGAGCCUGUGCAAGGCAGAGCAUCUGGUGGGAGACGAGCCGAGGGACCCCUCUGUCCUGUGGGGAUGUUGGGGCAAGCACUGGCCCUCAUACUCCUCCUGGUCGUCAAGAGCCAUCAGGGCCAAGGUUUUGCUGAACAUGUGGUUGGAAUCUCAGGAGAUUCUGUCUGGUUACGGCCCCCCAGCAUACAGACAAAAUUAUACUCUGUUAAAUGGAAGAUGCAGCCACACUCAAGUUCAAGCUUUUUUCGGAUACUGCUUUGGAAGAAUGGUUCUGCUCCGAGUUACGUAGAGGAGUCUUCAAAUUUGACUUUGAAUCAUCUCAAGGAUAGGCUCACUUUUACAACUGAAGACUUAACUCUUCUCAUCAAGGCAGCUCAGCCAUGGGACAGCGGCCUCUACUGCUUGGAGAUCACCAAUGACUCUGGGAAGAUUUGGAAAUUCGAGUUCCAGGUUUCUGUAUUUGAUCAUGUUGAGAAGCCCCACCUGCAGGAGCAGUGGAAGACACUGGACAGAGGGGUAUGCCAAGUGACUCUGUCCUGCUCUGUCUCCAGAGGUGAUAAUAUAAGCUAUGCUUGGUACAAAGGGGGUGAGCUGAUACAGACACCCAGGAACCUUACCAAGCUAGAGGAGCAGAUUGAUGACAAUGGCUUGCACAUAUAUACCUGCAACGUCAGCAAUCCUGUCAGCUGGGCAAACCACACCCUUCACCUCACCCAGGGCUGUCUGAAGGCCUAUCAGAAUAUCAUCUUUCUGUCCAUUUUGGUGAGCACUGGGACUCUCCUAAUGGCAUUGUUCCUGGGCACCCUCACCUGCUUCUGUGUGAGGAGGAGAAAGAGGAAGCAGUCACAGACCAGCCCAGAGGAAUUCCUGACAAUCUAUGAAGAUGUCAACAACGGGCAAGCCAGGAGAAUUCAAGAGCAGAACUCUCCUGGAGAAGGGACCACUAUCUACUCCAUGAUCCAGUUGCAGUCUUCUGUUCCCACAUCCAGAGAAACUGCAAAUACAUUGUAUUCAUUUGUACAGUCUUCCGGGAAGGCUGGAUCCACGAAGAAGAAUCAUAACCCUUCCUUCAGUAAAACUAUUUAUCAAGAGGUAAGAUCACGGAACUCCUUCUGGAUGAGGUUGGACAGAGAGCAUCCAAAUCUGAAAACCCUGUUCGAUUGAGCCGCAGGGAGCUGGAGAACUUCUGCAUAUAUUCUUAAUUGCUGCAGCUGUUCCCACCUCUCCUGUAGCCUAGCUUCUGCUUUGGAUAUCAGCACAAUGGAUGUACCACCUGACUCUCUGCAGAACGGGUCCUAGUCUGCAGAGGCUAUGAGAGUUUGUUCAUGGUCUGUAUUUUGUUUUUGAAAAUGCCAUCUAACAGCCAUUAGAAGAGCAAGGCUGUUAGAGAAUAUCCUGACUUACAGACCGGACAAGAAUGGGGAGAGAUGGUGAAUAGUUUCCAAAAGAUCAUAUGGCAAAUGCAGAUACAGGUAAUCUUUCAAGUGCUAUGUAUUAUUAGCACUGAGAUUCCCUUCCCCUGAUUUCCUAAUCUGUUACUCAUCUUCCCUCCUCCCUAAUCAAGGAUGUUCACAUUUCUAGAUCCUUCCCUUGCCUCAGCCCAUCUUCUAAAGAGGAAGGAAAGAUAAUGGGGACUCAAAGGAGGAGAAAUAGCCCCCUCUAUGAGGGUGAUCUCCUGAUAAUCUGGUAGUGGGACCAGCUUUAUCUACAGUGUGAUACUUGAUUCACAAAAGCACGUUAUGAAAAAUCUAUUGGCUUAUUCGCAAAUUCUUGGCCAUUAGAAACAAUAUUGAAUUUAAAUUCUGAGUCCUGAUGUUCCUCAUGGCACGUGCUGGAGGGAGGGCUCAGGCAGCUGAGUCAUAGGGAACUAGGCACAGUGCUGGGAUCCUCUGAGUCUUCAGGCCAAACCCUUCCACAAGGCUGUGGGGAGCAGGCUGAGACUCUGGCUGAGCCUAGGAAACUGGAAGAGGUCCUACAUAGGGACCCUAGCAGGUGAUAUUGCAUGGAACCUGGUUCUUCAGUUGCCCUACUCUAUAUUUAAGGUAUGAAUUUAAUAUAAACCCAUUUUGUUGUUUGGAGGCUGUCUAAAUUUCUUUUAUGUAUUAAAUAUAUGUGUCUCCUCUCUGUACUAUACUUGUGGGCCACCAAUAAAGACAUGUGUAUUUAACUCCCA
This is a messenger RNA of Phacochoerus africanus (Common warthog), 2325 nucleotides long. RefSeq names its product CD244 molecule (gene CD244). The transcript has 9 exons. Gene Ontology annotation, cellular component: external side of plasma membrane. NCBI's taxonomy places the organism in Eukaryota, Metazoa, Chordata, Mammalia, Artiodactyla, Suidae. The record is from RefSeq and is a predicted model, not a curated record. The coding region runs from base 216 to 1316 and encodes 366 amino acids. Gene Ontology annotation, biological process: natural killer cell activation involved in immune response. Gene Ontology annotation, molecular function: MHC class I protein binding.